Astrephomene gubernaculifera is the source of this 4101-nucleotide messenger RNA. The record is from the annotation of a GenBank genome assembly. NCBI's taxonomy places the organism in Eukaryota, Viridiplantae, Chlorophyta, Chlorophyceae, Chlamydomonadales, Astrephomenaceae.
CGGCUUACGGUAUCCCUUCGUACGUGUUUCCAAAAUGUUGUUAAAUAGAUCCCAAACGCCAUUUUUCUGUGUGGGCCGACGAAGUCAUGCUUUCUGCACCGCAAGUUUAAGCCGCGGUGGAAGCUCACGCAGCUUCAAUUCUAAUUAUGGAGGUACAGGAAGCAGAGAUGCUGGCUCGGCGUCGCCAUAUGGAAGACGGUCCCGCGACAUCCGCGGCUCGGAUGCAGGAAGCAGCAGCAACGACCGCGACGCGAGGAGCCAUGGCAACCCCUCUUCCCAUGGGCUUAGCAAUCGUGACAAUAUCGGCAACUUCCGUGGUCGCGGUCGCGGGCAAGGUCGCGGCCAUGGUUCCGGAGGCCGCAGCAAUUCUGUCGAACAGCAACUAGCACCCGCAGGUUCGGAGUCCUCGACGCAAGGCCGGGGUCAGGCUCAAGGCUUCAGGGGUCGCGGGCGCGGCGAGUCCGGGCGUGGACGUGGGCGUGGGCAGCAGGGGCGAGGAGGUCGCUUUGGGCGGCCUAACAGGAAUGACUUGGAUGACGGUUCCGACGAUGAUGAGGAUGAUGAGUAUCGUGGCGACACGGGCAGCACCAGGAAGCGCGGAGCUGGAUCCGCCUCUACGGAUGGGGACUUCAUCGUGAUUGGGCGAGCGGACACCCCUUCGGCAGUACGCCAGAAGGCUGCGGUUAAAGGAGCGGCGGACGGAGCGGCUGAUUCACCCAGUAGCUCCAGCGGAAUCCGGUCCACAACAGAUCCAGAUCUCCUGGAUGGAUCCAGAUUUUGGAAGGAGGUUAGCGGCAUCGAUGACGCGGAUUACGAAGACGGUGAGGAGGAGGAAGAAGAGGAGGGAGAAGAGGAGGGCCUUGAAGGCGCUGAGGGUGAAGAAGACGAGGACGAGGAUGUCCCGCAGAGCCCCGAGCAGCUGCUGGCCCGCAUGCAGCAGCUGGGCUUCACUCUGCAGCAGCAGCAGCAGCCGGACACCGGCGCUGGCAGCGGCGGCAGGGCGCCGGCAGCAGCAGCAGCAGACACCGGGGAUGUAGCAGCGGCAGCGAAGGAGGAGGAUGAGAAUGCAGCAGCCUCUUCUCUUACGAAGGCGGAGGUGGAGGCCCCGGCCCCACACCGACCAGAAGCUGCAGCAGCACAACCACCAAGAGGGGGCAACAAGGGGGCAGCAGGGGUGACGGAGGCGGUGGGGGCGGCAGCGGGUGCGGAUCUGGCUCUCCGCGACCUGCGAGAUACCUUCAUCGCCACCAUGACCCCUCCCAGCCUGCCGCCCUGGUUCCUGGGACCGCUGGAGGUGGUGGCCGCAGGUCGGGCGACUGGACGCGGUGUGUCGCUUCGCGCCACCCGAUCCGUAGCAGCGGGGGAGCUUCUGGCGGUGUCGCUGCCGCUGGCCAUCCGCUACAGCCGUCGCGGGACCACUCCUGAGAAUGAGGAGCUAGCGGACCUUAUGAUGUUGACGAUGACGGGGCAGCAGCAGCAGCAGCAGGGGCAGGGGCGACACGUGAGGCACGGAGGGGUCGGUGGCAACCGGAGGGAAGCAGCAGCAGCAGCAGCAGCGGGUUCCUCCUCCGGUGCUGUCAAUGGCAACGGCAGCUUUUCCGGCUUGACGGACCUGCAGCAGAGCUUGCUGGGGCUACUGCCGAGGGCGGCACCAGCAGCAGCAGCGGCACCAGGCGGCAGCAGCAGUGCUGGCGGUGCUAGCAGCAGUGUGGCAGUGGGUCCCGCGGUGAAGCGUGCUUUCCUGGAGAUGGUGGCCAGGUCAGCAGCGGACAGCUCAGCGCCCCGGUCGCCACCGGUGCUGGGGGCCGAGGAGCUGUACCGGGUGGUGAAUGGGAGCUGCAUGGGGGAGGAAUUCCAGGACUUGGUGCUGUGCAAGCUGCGUGGGGAGCGACCCAUGGGUCACAUUGCGCUCUGGCCGGAGGCAGCCUUCACGAGCCACUCCUGCGCGCCCACAGCCACUGCCUACGCCCUUGGGGAUAGGCUCAUCACCCGAGCAGCGGUGGAUAUCCUGAAAGGCGGCGAGGUGAGCCUCAACUGGCUCGGCUCGCUGCUGACGUCGCCACUGGAGGUACGGCGGGCCGAGCUACGGCAAAAGUACGGCUUCACAUGCGGCUGCGUUCGAUGUACGGCGGAGGCCAAGUACGACAGCACCCCUCUUGCUGCCCUCCUGAUGUCGGUGUACGACACCUGCCAGCAGCUCUCACCCCGGCUGGAGCAGGCCAUUGCUGCCGGGGACGUGGCGGCGGUGGGGGCAGCGCGGGAGCAGCUGCGGGGCCUGCAAGAGCAGGUUGAGGCGGCGAUAAGGACGGCUAGCCCCAAGGUCAACAGCAAGGUUCGGAGGUGGCUGCAGGCGAGUGUGUACGACCUGUACGACCUCGUCAGCCUUUCCGCGGACGAGCUGGCUGCUGCUGCUGCUGCUGCCGGCGGCGCCCGAGAGCAAUCCUUCAAGGCUUCACCACCAGCAGCAGCAGCAGCAGCAGCGGCCCUGGUGGAAACGGAAUCCCUGGCGCAGUGCUGCCGCAUCAUUGAAGGUGUAACGCCGGGCAGUGAUGCGCAUGUGAGUCUGUCAGCGGAGCUUGUGAUGCGGUGCUUGGAACGCUUUGGGCCGCAGCAUGAGGAGUACCUGCAGGUCAGGGCGGGGGUCGUACGAGCGUAUGGGGCGAGGUACGGCAACGUGAGUCCGGCGGUUAUGGAGCAGUUGGUUGCGGCACGGUUGGCGGCGGAGGCGGAGGAUGAUGAGGAAGCGGAGGAGGAGGAGGAGGAGGAAGAGGAUGAAGAGGGUGUUUGAAUUCGUAGGAAUGGGAGGGCUGUGCUUGUUGAAGGAGAGUUUUAAGCGCGCAAAUUGGUGCUGUUCUUGCGCGGGAUACUCUGAUGGGGUUUCAAGGCGGCGGUCGGGUCGCGCAACGCAGAGGUGUGCGGUACUGCUCCCGAAUUUACAAAUUCGCCUCAUGCCAACCGAGCCCGCGGUAACUGUUGACGACACGCACGCAAUUCAUCCCCACCGCUGGUAGGGAUUCCCCAGCAGUCGGCCGCCAAGAACGGCCGGAUGUUGGCAGAGUGCCUGACUGAACACCAACGAGAGGAAGCCCGCGACCAUGUCUCCACUACAGAGAAGCUGCCGUUCCGCCGUUGUUGCAGAAAUCCGGUGUACGGCCGGUUCGUUGGCGGUUGACUUUCGUACGGCGAACGUUCCUAGACGCGCCGAAUGAACGUUUGAAACAGUCAACAAUUGGCUGUACCAAGUUUUGCGACUGUUAACGUAAUCACCUACUUCGCAAGCCAUAACUUGACACAUAGAGCUGGUGGCUAAGCAUACGUCGCAACACCUGCAGCUGAGGCCAUGGAUCCGCAUGUGCCAGACGAUGAAGCUAUGGAUGAGGAUAUGGAGUUGCAACUUGCUUUAGCGCUGUCGCUGCAGGAGACCACUGCUGCUGAUUUGGGCUCCGGCGCAGGCACGAAUACGGCACAGCAACCGGGCACUGCCGGCCCCUCAAGCGCCGGUGCCGCAGCUCCCGGCAUGCCCGACCUUGCGACGUUACUGCUGCAAGGCCUGCAAGCUGCACAACAACCAGCUCCGCCCCCACCUGCCGCCUCAGCUCCCCCCGCUCCCGCACCCGCACCCCACCCUCUCCCACCCACCGCCCAGCCCGCUGCUGGCCCCCCUGCUCCUCCUCCUGCUGCUGCUGCUGCUGGCGCUCCCCCCGACAACCUCCUAGCCGCCCUCCUGCAGCAAUUCUUCGCUGGCGGCAUGCCAGCAGGAGGCCCAGCACCCCAACAGCCACAGCCGCACCCCAACCAGGGGCAGUUCCUCCCCACGGGUGCAGCGGUGGCAGCCGCACCCGCCACCAGCGGCAGCAGCCGGGCAGCCGCGGCGCGCAACCCGCCGCCUCCCGAUGCCACACCGCUGCCCGGUUGGGCGGUGAAGCUGAGGAGCUGGUGGUGCAGUAGCAGCAGUAGCAGUACCAAUAACAGCAACCCGGGGGCUGCUGCUGCUGCUGGGGCUGGGGCUGGGGCUGCUCCCACGAGCAAUAGCAGUGGCAGUAGCGGCAGUGUGACGUUGGCGGGCCAGGAGCAGCUGGGGGCGGUGUGCGGCCGGCUGGG